Messenger RNA from Papaver somniferum (opium poppy), 2175 nucleotides. RefSeq lists its product as uncharacterized. The transcript has 3 exons. The coding region runs from base 1 to 2175 and encodes 724 amino acids. The record is from RefSeq and is a predicted model, not a curated record. NCBI's taxonomy places the organism in Eukaryota, Viridiplantae, Streptophyta, Magnoliopsida, Ranunculales, Papaveraceae.
AUGACAGGAGGUGAGAAAGCACCUACAGUAAAGGACGUUGCUCAUCAACAAAAACUUGAUGGAGAACGUUUAUCAGUCUUCGAAAAAGAUGUCUCAGACAUCAAGAUCAAGAUCACUUCAAUAGAAGAACACUUGAGUUCUCAGUUUACUACGAUUUGUAGACACCUUCGUAUUUCAAUACCUCCAGAUCCAGGUGCUUCUGCUGAAACUAACGAUGUUCAUCAACAAACGGAAUCUGAGUUUUCUUCUGGUAUGAUACUUCCUUCAGGUAGAUUAGCUUCGAUUCAUAUGGAUGAUAAGGAUGAUGCCUGGUUUUUGGAUUAUCAAGAGGGUAAACUAUUUAUAGAUUGGGGUAUGUUUUCUUCUGAUCUUUGUUUUCGAUUUGAAGAUGUUGCUUAUGAUAACUAUGUUGGUAGGUUCAAUAAAUUGUCUCAGACCACUACAGUAGAAGAAUACUUUGAGAGAUAUGAGUCUUUGAAGGCUAUUAUGAAAAAUAAGAAUCCAAGCUUAUGUGAGGAUUAUUUCACUAUGAGUUUUAUUAGUGGAUUAAAAGACGAAAUUAGUAACCCUGUUCAGAUGUUCAAACCCAAUUCUGAUUCGGAGGCUUUAUAUUUAGCUCGUUUACAACAAUCUUCAGUUGAUUCUCAUCUGAAAAGAUCUAAACCAUUUCAUCGACCCUUUACACCAUCAUCGAGCUCUUUUUCACCAUCAUCUAGCUACAAACCCUCACUAACACCACUCACCAAUCUUCAUAAACCAUCUUUUUCAUUUGAUAAACCAAUCAUUACACACCAUCUUAACCCAACCAAGCUUGAACCAUCAUUACCUCCAAUAAAACAUCUUAUACCUGCUCAAAUUCAAGCAAGACGUGACAAAGGCUUAUGUUAUAACUGUGAUGUUUUUUACAAGCCGGGUCAUCGUUGUAAAACUCAACAACUAUUCAUGUUAGUUGCCUCUGAUGAGGACAACUCCUCUCCACCUAUUGAUGACUCAGAAGAAGAAGCGGCUUCUCCUACAACUUCAGGAGACACUACUAUGGAAAUUUUUCUCCAUGCCUUGACUGGUUUGAUGAAUCAGAGUACUAUUAGAGUCCCUGGUAAACUCAAUAAACAUGAUAUUUUUAUCUUGAUAGAUACAGGGAGUACUCAUAGUUUUUUAGAUGCAAAACUAGCCAAAAAAUUACAGAUUCACUUGGUUCCAACUGGUAAAAUGCUAGUAACAGUGGCAAAUGGUGACAAAACUGUCAGUGAAGGUGUUUGUGAAGAUUUACAGUGGUCUAUGCAAGGGUAUCACUUUUCUGCAAAUCUGAGAGUACUUCCAUUAGGUGGGAAUGAUAUGGUGUUAGGUGUUGAUUGGUUAAAAAAGUUAGGAGAUGUCAUGUUCAAUCUGGAUGAACUCAAAGUUUCAUUUCACCAUCAUGGGAAGCUCAUUACAUUACAAGGGCACUCACUCAAUCCUUCUUGCAGUUUUCUUAGUGGUGAAUAUUUCUUCAAAUUCAUUAAGAACAACACUCCCUCCCUCGUUGGUCAGUUUUUCUCCAUUUCUGCUACCCAUCUCACUCAUACACCUCCAGAAAUUACUUCUUUACUUCAAGAAUAUGCAUAUGUGUUUGCUGAGCCAUCUACUCUCCCUCCACCAAGAGAGUUAGAUCACAAAAUUCCUUUAAAACCAUCUUCUCCACCUAUUUCUCAAAGAUCUUAUAGAUGCCCCUACAUACAAAAAGCAGUAAUAGAGCAGCUGGUUCAAGAAAUGUUGGAUACUGGGCUUAUACAGGUGCAAAUCAUGACUUAUGAGCAGCAAAAUAUAAAAUAUCUAAUAUAUAGAUUCCGAGUAUUAGACCGAGUUUUGGAGAUUUCCAAGUCCGAACUUAUUGCUCCUCGAUCCAAGUUCCCCAACCGAGUAGGACCGAGGAACGAUUUCAACUACUUUGGUGUGGACUAUAGGAAACUUAAUGACAUGACCAUUAAGGAAAAGUUUCUAAUUCCACUAAUUGAGGAGUUACUAGAUGAACUCAAUGAGGCUAACAUAUUCAUUAAAUUGGACCUGAGAUCUGGUUACCACCAGUUUAGGAUGCACAUUCAAGAUAUUUACAAAACUGCAUUCAGAACCCACCAUGGGCAUUUUGAGUUCAAGGUGAUGCCAUUUGGUCUCACCAAUGCCCCUGCCACAUUUUAA